GUGAUGGUCAGCGGCUGAUUGUUUCCUGAAAGCUCUGCUAAUGUCUGCAUUGGUGUUUAAGCUGCAGUAUGGCAGAGGAGCGAGUAAAGGAUUCUCUCUCAGAGAAACACAGUGUGAGAUCAGGAUCAUGUGUGUCCAGCUCUGUGUCUCUGAAGAGUGACUGCUCUAAAAAUGGUGUACCUCCAGACCUCAGAGAGAAAACACCAUCAUCAGUUAAAAGGUUUUUCCAUUUAGUGAAGUCAAAACAUCCUCCAUCAAACCUCAGAGAGAAAACACCAUCAUCUGCUGAAAGGUAUUUUGUGUUUUACGUUUUGGUCACUAGUGGUUGGACCCUUCAGGGACCUCAUCAUCUGAUUUGAUUUCCAUUCCAUGAUGAUUCUUAACUUAGUUUUUCUAUAUUUUCUGUUGUGCAUGUAUGUCUUUACAAUUUUACAUUUCAACCAGGAAACCUAAUUUGCUGUG
Danio rerio (zebrafish) is the source of this 462-nucleotide messenger RNA. NCBI's taxonomy places the organism in Eukaryota, Metazoa, Chordata, Actinopteri, Cypriniformes, Danionidae. The record is from RefSeq.